AUGCUUAAAAAACUAAAGUUAGAAAUUAAAGAUGUUUCCGAAAAAUUUCGGUCUAAUAGAAAGUAUACAAGUCUUGAAAGAGUGAAGGAAGUCGAGAAAAUUGUACUAAAUGAAAUAAACAAUAAACCUUUAGAUUAAAAAGAAUUACUAUUAUAACUAGCUUUAGAAAUUGGUCAUCCUUUAAAAGUUAGAUCAUAGGAGUUAAAAAUAUAAUUAGAGAAUUUAUUAUAAAUAGUGUUAAUUGAGUUGAUAAAUUGUCUUGAAAGUCUGAAUAAGGAUGCGAGCAAAUAUUAUUAAUGUUUAGAGGCUAUUAACGAUAAAUUAUACACUGUAAUAGCCUACAAACUCAGAUAAUUAGUGCAAUAUGAAAUAUUUAAAUUUAGAAUUCCUAGAUUUAGCUAUUCAUAAAGAUUACAUUAAAAAAUGAUUAAUUAAUUGUUAGCUAUUGAAAUUGAUCAUACAUUUUUAUAAGAAAAGAGAGAUGCUUAAUACGUUGAAUAAAUACGUAAGCAAUACUCGGAUUAAAAGAAAAUAAGAACACUUUCAUAUGGUUUGAUAUUUGUCUAUUUGGGAAUAUUAUUUAGGUAGAAAAAGCGGAUUUAAUCCUUCAAUAAAUAUUAUAGAUUCGCCUUAUUUGGUUUUGUAAGUGCUGCGUUAUUCUAUCAUCUAUAAUGA
Messenger RNA from Paramecium octaurelia, 675 nucleotides. Lineage: Eukaryota; Ciliophora; Oligohymenophorea; Peniculida; Parameciidae. The record is from the annotation of a GenBank genome assembly.